Messenger RNA from Entamoeba histolytica HM-1:IMSS, 309 nucleotides. RefSeq lists its product as uncharacterized. The record is from RefSeq and is a predicted model, not a curated record. The transcript has a single exon. The coding region runs from base 1 to 309 and encodes 102 amino acids. NCBI's taxonomy places the organism in Eukaryota, Evosea, Mastigamoebida, Endamoebidae.
AUGACACUUGGUGAUGUUGUUGGUGUUUCUCUUAAAGACCAAAUGUGCUUUGUUUUAUUUAAGAACGAUAUCACAAUAACCAAAAUUGAAAUGAAAAAUGAACAUGGGAAUGUGUUUAAUGAUGAAAUGAAGGAAUCUAAUAUCGAAAUUUUAAAAAACACAUAUCUUCAUUCUUCAACCCCAUUAAAUGAUUUUACACAGUACGAACAACAAAUAUUACAAAAGGCUUAUAUUAAAUUAAAAGAAACUAACCCAAGCAUAACUAAUCCAUCUGUUCAUACAAAACAAAAUACUAUUAUAGUUGAUUAA